AUGUCACCCAAAGCUGAUGUCGACGGCCGUUCUCGGAAAUGGAUAAGGAAAAGAGGAAUAAUGGGGGUGUUUUCCAACCGCUCAGAUAAGUUAUGUGGGACGCCGCGUUGCCAAUUCGGAUCAGUGCAAGCGUUCCAUGUGCCAGAUCAAGCAACUUUCUCACAGCUCCGUUUCACAGCAACGACCUCCCCAAUGCAUGCAUUUCGAAAUUUGAAACUGAUGGUGGUGGGGGGGAGGCAAGGCGAUUUGAUAUUCGCUUUCUCACCCCCAUUCCUUAAAGUUCCAACUCUAAAGAGAUUUACGGAGGCGGCGAAUGCACGGUUCCCAUCAGAUUGUGGUCGGCUGGCGGACCGGAGCGUCGCCCCGAAUCUCCGUCCUGAUUUCGAGAACGCAAGGUAG
Morchella sextelata is the source of this 399-nucleotide messenger RNA. RefSeq lists its product as uncharacterized. The transcript has a single exon. Bases 1 to 399 code for a protein of 132 amino acids. The record is from RefSeq and is a predicted model, not a curated record. Lineage: Eukaryota; Fungi; Ascomycota; Pezizomycetes; Pezizales; Morchellaceae.